Sabethes cyaneus is the source of this 1893-nucleotide messenger RNA. RefSeq names its product proclotting enzyme. Gene Ontology annotation, molecular function: serine-type endopeptidase activity. The record is from RefSeq and is a predicted model, not a curated record. The transcript is spliced from 4 exons. NCBI's taxonomy places the organism in Eukaryota, Metazoa, Arthropoda, Insecta, Diptera, Culicidae. Gene Ontology annotation, biological process: proteolysis. The coding region runs from base 1 to 1893 and encodes 630 amino acids.
AUGGCACGUAACAUUGAUGGAAAAUUUCCACCUCCGAUGUCAUUCUUUUCCGUGCGGAAAACUGGCUCUUCUCCCGGUGGAGCAUUAACGAAAAAGACGCCCGCGAAGCCCACGAGCGCAGAUGAAGACGACGAUGAUGACGACGAUGAUUUCCUGGAUUUUCUGGGUGAUGAUGAUGACGAUGACAGCGAGGACGACGAUGAUGAUGAGGACGAGGAGGAUGACGAAGUGGAUGAGGAGGAAACGGAAGCCGAGGAAGAAACGAGCACCGAUGGAGGAAGCCGGCUGUGGUCGCCGGAUGUGAUCAAUAAAAUUUCCAAUACGUUGGGGGCUCUUAACACCGUUGGAAGGUACAUCGUCAACAUCACCAAAGGUCAGGAACCGGUCGCAGCGAAUGCCGUCAACAAAGACACGAAGGAAACGAUUCCGGAUGCUAUCCUCACACUAACGAAUACGGUUCUCGGACCGAAUGUGACCAAAACGAUUGAACCGUUGAUUAAACGGGUGGGAGUUGCGGAUGUCGAGACUACUACGGUAAGCCCAACUACAGAGUCAUCAAACGUAACAGUUACCACCGUGACUGCGGUUACUGAGGAGGCAUUACUUGUUCAGAAAAAGGAAGAUGUGGCCGCAGUCACAGCGACUAGCGAAAUGCAGAAAAAGAAGAAAAAGAAAAAGAACAAAGUUAAGCGGAAGGAUCCAACCCACAUCGAAACAACCAAAAAACCACCAGUUGUUAGUAAAAUAGUUGAAACUGGUAAAGAUUCGGAAAACCGCUGUACCACGCCGGAUGGCCGACCAGGACGAUGUGAGGACUUGAGCACCUGUCCGGGACUGCUGCUUGAUCUAACCCAUCUUCGAGAAUCCUUAUGUUUCAAAAGCCUAUUCGUGCCGGGAGUGUGUUGUCCUCUCCCGGCCAGUACCACUCUAACCACUCAGCGGCCUACAACGCGUCCGACAAUUCGUACAACUCCCCAGAGCCUAGUGUUGAGUCCCGUCACGGCUGCUAAACCAACAACGACGAAGCGUCCUUCGGUGAUACUAGCAACUACGACUACCACAGAGCAGCCUCUGGCAGCCACGCUGCCGACCAUCGCGGAUAAUUUCGUAGAUCCGGAGGAUUGUGGCCAGCAAGAGUACUCAUCGGGGAGAAUUGUCGGCGGUAUCGAAGCACCGAUUGGCCAGUGGCCCUGGAUGGCUGCCAUCUUUCUGCACGGUCCCAAGCGGACCGAGUUCUGGUGCGGUGGUUCGUUGAUUGGAACCAAGUACGUUCUGACGGCGGCUCAUUGCACUCGGGACUCCCGGCAGCGACCGUUCGCCGCUCGGCAGUUCACCGUGCGGCUUGGAGACAUUGAUCUCUCGACGGACGCCGAACCAUCGGCUCCGGUCACAUUCCGCGUGACCGAAGUACGAGCCCAUCCGAAGUUUUCCCGUGUCGGUUUCUAUAACGAUAUUGCGAUCCUGGUGCUGGAUCGGCCCGUGCGGAAGUCCAAGUACGUGAUUCCGGUGUGCAUGCCGAAGGCGAAUCUACCGUCGAAGGAACGGAUGGCCGGUCGGCGUGCAACGGUGGUCGGUUGGGGUACUACCUACUAUGGGGGCAAAGAGUCCACCAAGCAGCAGCAGGCAACACUUCCGGUGUGGCGAAACGAGGACUGCAACCACGCGUACUUCCAGCCCAUCACGGAUAACUUCCUGUGUGCGGGUUUCUCCGAGGGAGGCGUCGACGCCUGCCAGGGCGAUUCCGGCGGACCGCUGAUGAUGCUGGUCGAAGCCCGCUGGACCCAGGUCGGAGUGGUUUCGUUCGGCAACAAGUGCGGCGAACCGGGCUAUCCCGGUGUGUACACACGGGUUAGCGAGUACAUGCAGUGGAUUCGGGACAAUACGCAAAAAUAG